GCUCCAGUGCGUUGAAAAGUGCAGGCUGGUGGGGGAGUGAGCUGGUCUGCAGCUGCACGGCACACACAAACGUCUUUCUUUCUUCUCUGAUUUGUGUAUGUCUGUCUGUUCGCAAGACGUUUACUUUUCAGGUGAAGGAUUACUUUACUAUCUUGACCCCAAAGUAUUUAGCGUCAACACAGACUUUUCUGCGCUGAACUAUCAACGAUUAAUUGGGGUCUUUACAUCAACCUCCACAGACCUGAGCACAAUGUUGAACAACAGGGAUCGCUGGAAGGUGUACAAAAGGGUGGCUGUCAUGUUCUGCCUGGCAGUGGUAGCACUCACUGUUGUCCAGAGAGGAAGCAUCAACAUGGGGGCUCCGUUCGAACUCGAGAGGAGGGCUCGCAUGGAUGCUUCAGAGGGAGUGGAGUCUGGAGCUUUACAUUCCUCUCAGAGGAUAAAAGGUUUUUGGAAGGCAAGCAAACACCAGCCUAGACAGUCAACCACCCGGGACCCUAGUGUUACUGAAGACAACAGCGCUACAACUUGGGAUGUAACCAGCUCCAACUGUAGCGCCAACCUCAAUCUCUCCGGCCAGGAUUGGUUUCGGGGACUGGAGGAAAAUUUCAAGCAGUUCAUGCUUUAUCGACACUGUCGUUACUUCCCAAUGCUCCUCAACCACCCUGAGAAGUGCUCAGGAGACAUAUAUUUACUCAUGGUGAUCAAGUCAGUGGCCACCCAGCAUGACCGUAGAGAGGUCAUUCGGAAAACCUGGGGGAAAGAGCGAGUGUUGAAUGGCAAGAGGAUAAAGACACUUUUCCUACUUGGUAAACCAUCCAACCACGCUGAAAGGGCAAACCAUCAGAAGCUUGUGGAGUAUGAGAACCACAUCUAUGGGGAUAUCCUCCAGUGGAACUUUUUGGAUAGCUUCUUUAAUCUCACACUUAAGGAGACCCAUUUUCUCAAAUGGUUUCACACAUACUGCCCAAAUGUUCACUACAUCUUCAAGGGGGAUGACGAUGUCUUUGUCAAUGUGGAGAAUAUUUUCGAGUUCUUAGACAGCACUGGCCAUGCGAGGAAUCUCUUUGUAGGGGAUGUGAUUUUCAAGGCCAGGCCAAUCCGUAAAAAGGAAAAUAAGUACUAUAUCCCACAAGCUCUAUAUAACAAGACCCAUUACCCUCCGUAUGCAGGUGGAGGGGGAUUUCUGAUGGAUAAAACUGUGGCGAGGAGGCUUCACUGGGUAGCAGACACCCUGGAGUUGUACCCCAUUGAUGAUGUCUUCUUGGGUAUGUGCCUUGAGGUCCUUCAUGUCGCUCCGAUAAAACACAAUGCCUUUAAGACGUUUGGCCUUGUGAAAAACAAAAGCAGUAAGUUGAACAGAGAACCUUGUUUCUUUAGGAGCAUGAUCGUUGUGCACAAACUGCUCCCAAUGGAACUCAGACGCAUGUGGAAUCUGGUCAACAGUGACUUGGUCUGCUCACAAAAGGUUGAGAUCCUAUAGCUUGGCGGGGACGAGGAAAGGACAGCACCAACACACAAGCUGAAUCGUGAUGUUUGCCAAAAUAGUUAAAGGCAAUCAGUGCGUAAUCUCCUUUCUGUGGAGAGAGACUGGGACAGUAUUUGUUAGUUCUGCGCAUUUCAUGAGGAGGUUCUUCAAAAGUCACGUAAAUUAUAGUUUGAAAUUGUGGUAUUUAUUGGGUAUUUCAAAGACCUAACACUAAUGCUGUGGCAAUGGGAACCCAAAAGAGGACAGUAAAGUGAUCUGUGUGAUACUGGCCUACACGGUGCUCAGUGCUUCAGUGGGACUCCAACUUUGAGCAUAAUUUGCAGCAUACUUUUUCUUCAGCAGACAGUGAGUGAAAGAUGGUAAACCCAAAAAUGUGAAGACAAGUUAUUAUUGGUAAAUACAAAUAUGAAUGUUGCUGCCUGCUCAAAGAAAUUAAUCCUGCUUUUUUUUUUUAAAUCCGGCCUCACCUGUGUCUAGUUUGCAUGUUCUCCCCGUGCCUGCGUGGGUUUUCUCCAGGUACUCCGGUCUCCUCCCACAUCCCAAAAACAUGCAUGGUAGGUUAAUUGAAGACUCUAAAUUGUCCGUAGGUGUGAAUGUGAGUGGGAAUGGUUGUUUGUUUAUAUGUGCCCUGCGAUUGGCUGGCAACCACUUCAGGGUGUACCCUGCCUCCUACCCGCAGUCAGCUGGGAUAGGCUCCAGCAUACCCGUGACCCUAGUGAGGAAAAGCGGUGUAGAAAAUGGAUGGUUGGAUGGAUGAUCGUGGCCAUUAAUCAAACCCCCACCCACCCACCCACCACCACCCCACACCAAGAGGCCAGUGUCUGUAAGUCAUCAAUGCACAGCCGCUUUCCAUUUGAGUGUAAGAAAUAUCCCACUUUACUUUGCCUUGGACCAGUAUAUGUGUGGCAUAGUGGCUUAACCAACUAAAAGUAAGAGAAUGACCUUCUACCUCAGUAAUCCAGACUCUGCUCCAUCUCCAAUAUUAAGUGUCAGAAAUAAACAUUUGUCUCACAUGAUGUGUUCUGCACACUUUUUUUUUUUUUUUUUUUUUUUUUUUUUUUUUU
Phyllopteryx taeniolatus (common seadragon) is the source of this 2553-nucleotide messenger RNA. It is a transcript of the gene b3gnt7, whose product is annotated as UDP-GlcNAc:betaGal beta-1,3-N-acetylglucosaminyltransferase 7. Gene Ontology annotation, cellular component: membrane. Bases 98 to 1483 code for a protein of 461 amino acids. NCBI's taxonomy places the organism in Eukaryota, Metazoa, Chordata, Actinopteri, Syngnathiformes, Syngnathidae. The transcript has 2 exons. Gene Ontology annotation, molecular function: hexosyltransferase activity. The record is from RefSeq and is a predicted model, not a curated record.